This is a messenger RNA of Closterium sp. Yama58-4, 5226 nucleotides long. The record is from the annotation of a GenBank genome assembly. Lineage: Eukaryota; Viridiplantae; Streptophyta; Zygnematophyceae; Desmidiales; Closteriaceae.
AUGGCAAUCGCUCUUGAGGAAUCCAAAACUGUGACGUUUCCGAAGCUCGAAUCAGGCUCGGCACCGGAGCAGCUGCACAGCUUCGGCUCUGGCGAAUCUGAGUUGGACCUGUUGGUGAAGUUUGGUUUCGGGAGGGCGGCAGAGGGGCGGCGGCGGCUGGCAGGGUUUACUGAGAUGUUAAUGUGGAAUGGAGGCAGAGAUGGUGCUGUGGCGAUGGAGGAUGGUAGAGCGGUGCAGUGCGGUGCUGGGGAGGGGCAGCAGCGGCAGCUAGCAGGGUUCACUGAGCUGUUACAGUGGAAUGGAGGCAGAUAUGGAAGUGAGACGGUGGCGGCUUAUAAUGUAGCUGGGAUUGCCCGUUUGGAGGAAAGUGGAGUGGUGCAGUGUGGUAGUGAGGAGGGGGCGUGGCGGCAGUGGGUUGAGAGGUGGAAGGAGGGGAGAGGGGAUGGGAGCAGCAAAGCAGGGGAGGGGUUGGAUGGGAUGAGGGUGGGAGGAGAAGGGGUGGGAGGAGAAGGGGUGGGAGGAGAAGGGGGGGAGGAGAAGGGGUGGGAGGAGAAGGGGGAGGAGUGGAGGGAGGAGGAGCAGGGGGAGGAGGAGUGGAGGGAGGAGGAGCAGGUGGAGGAGGAGCAGGUGGAGGAGGAGCAGGUGGAGGAGGAGCAGGUGGAGGAGGAGCAGAGACGAGAGUUGUUUGGGGAGGGUCUGAAAAGGCCUUUGGAUGAGUGUGAGAUGGAGGGGAGGGAGAGAGUGGAGGUGGAGACGCAAGAAGGGGAGUGGGAGGGAGAAGAGGUGGAGAAGCAAGAAGGGGAGGGGGAGAGAGAAGAGGUGGAGAAGCAAGAAAGGGAGGGAGAAGAGGCGGAGAAACAAGAAGGGGAGGGGGGGAUAGAAGAGGUGGAGAAGCAAGAAGGGGAGGGGGGGAGAGAAGAGGCGGGGAAGUUAGUGGGUAGCAGGAAGAAAGAAGAGAAGCAAGAUGAGGAGAGCAAGGAUCAAGUAGUGCAGGGGAAGGAAGCAGAGGAUAAUUGUGAGGGUGAGGAAGAGAUGGAUAAUAUAGGAGGAGCAGGGGAAGAGGAGAAGGAUGAGGGAGGAGAGGCACGGGAAGAGGAGAAGGAUGAGGGAGGAGAGGCACGGGAAGAGGAGAAGGAUGAGGGAGGAGAGGCACGGGAAGAGGAGAAGGAUGAGGGAGGAGAGGCACGGGAAGAGGAGAAGGAUGAGAGGGGAGAAGCAAUGGAAGAGGAGAAAGGUGAGAGAGGAGAAGCGAUGGACAAGGAAGGAGCUGCAGCUGGUAACAGGGAAUGGGCGAGUGAGGCGAAAGGAAUAAAUGAAGACGGUGAGGAGGGAAAGAAGGUGAAUGAAAGGGAUGAGGAGGGGAAGGAGACGAACCCAGAAGGGGAGGAGGAAAUGGAGGUGAAUGAAACGGGUGAGGAGAAAAAGGAAGUGAACUUAGAGGGUGCGGAGGUGAGUGAAGGUGGUGAGGAGGGCAAGAUUGAGACUAGACGGGGUGAGGAGGGCAAGAUUGAGACUAGAGGGGGUGAGGAGGGCAAGAUUGAGACUAGAGGGGGUGAGGAGGGCAAGAUUGAGACUAGAGGGGGUGAAGAGGCGAAAGAAAUGAACAUGGUGGGUAUAGCGGUUGAGGGGGAGAAUGGAAGAGAGGAAAGGAGAGUUGCAGCUGGUAACAGGGAAUGGGUGAGUGAGGCGAACGAAAUGAAUGAAGGUGGUAAGGAGGUGAAUCAAGGGGGUGAGGAGGUGAAUCAAGGGGGUGAGGAGGUGAAUCAAGGGGGUGAGGAGGCGAAUGGAGGAGAGGUACAGGGAUGUACAGACGGUGGUGGUAGUGGGAGACGAAUAGAUGGGGAAGGAAGAGAGGACGAGUGGGGAAGGAGAGUGGAGAAGGAGGAAGAAGGAGAGGACGUGCAUGUGGUGGGUGAAGCAGAGGGCGAAUCAAAGGGGGGAGCAGUGGAGGAAGCAGUGGAGGAAGCAGUGGAGGAAGCAGUGGAGAAAGCAGCAGUGGAGGAAGCAGUGGAGGAAGCAGCAGUGGAGGAAGCAGUGGAGGAAGCAGCAGUGGAGGAAGCAGUGGAGGAAGCAGCAAUGGAGGAAGCAGUGGAGGAAGCAGUGGAAAGGAAGAGAAGGCGGCUCGAUCAGAGUGUUGCUAUUAGUUCUGAUCGUGCCGGCCCACCGAUCAAACCUGGCGCUGCUGCUUAUGGUUCGGAAACUAGUCCUGGUGACCAUGAGCGUCAGAAUGCCGCUGCUCUGAAGGAGAGUCACAGUGUGAUUGAAGAAGAGGUGACUACAAUGAAGGCCGAUCCUGCCCCUGCUGCCCCUCCCUCGUUUCUUCCUGCUGUGCCCACUCCAUCAGCCGCUGCUCUGAAGGAGAGUCACAGUGUGACAAAAGCAGAAUUGGCAGCACCCAAGGCCGAGCCAACCCCUUCAAACCUUCCCUCUCCUCCACCUCCUCCACCUCCUCCUCCUGCUGUUCCACCUCCUGCUGUUGCUGCUGAUUCUGCUCUGUCCGUGCCCACUCUAUCAGCUGCUUCUCCAAAGGAGGAAAUUCAUGCUGUGAUCGAAGAAGGGGUGACUGCAGUGCAGGAUGCGCCACCAACCACUGUGACUGCAACCGUUGAACCCUCCGAUGUGACUGUAAAGGAUGAAAAGGACGAGCCUGCUGCUGUGACUGUAAGGGAUGAGAAGGAUGAGCCGGCUUCUGUGACUUCAGUCCUGGAACCCUCUGCUGUGACUGUAAAGAAUGAGAAUGCUGAGCCUGUUACUGUAGCUAUAGACUGUGACCCCACAGAUGUGACUGUAGAGGGUGAAAAGGAUGAGCUAGCUGCUGUGACUGUAGAGAGUGAGAUGGAUGAGGCCGAUGAAACUGAUGAAACGGAUAAGCUUUUGACUCUGACUGCAAGCCUUGAACCUGCGUCUCUGACUGCAAGGGAUGAGACGGAUGAGUUGCCUGCUGUGACUGAAAAAAAUGAGCCAGCUGCCGUGACUGUAGAGGGUGAGAAGGAGGAGGCCAAUGAGAAGGACGAGCUACCUGCUGUGACUGCAUGUGUUGACCCCACUGCUGUGGCUGUAGAGGGUGAAAAGCAUGAACCGCUUGCAAUGAUUGUAGAGAGUGAGGAGGAGGAGGCCAAUGAGGAGGAUGAGAAGGAUGGGCUACCUGCUGUGACUGUAGAGGGUGAGAAGGAUGAGACCAAUGAGAAGGACGAGCUGCCCGCUGUGACUACAAGCGUUGACCCCACUGCUGUGGCUGUAGAGGGUGAAAAGCAUGAACCUCUUGCAAUGAUUGUAGAGAGUGAGAAGGGGGAGGCCAAUGAGGAGGAUGAGAAGGAUGAGAAGGAUGAGCCACCUGCUGUGACUGUGAAGGAUGAGCUGGCUGCUGUGAUUGUAGAGGGGGAGAAGAAUGAGCCUCCAGCAGUGUCUCUAAAGGGCGAACCCUCCCCUGUGAUUGCAAAGGACGAAGCUGUUGACACGGGUGCUGCAGCUCCACCACCUGCCGCGCGUUGCCGCCCACUUGCCGGGCGGCGCACUGUGGCCCAUGGGCUGAUAAUCAAAUCGGGCAGUUCAGCAACCCAGGAGGAGCAUCACAACACUCUGGCCGGAAUGAUGCCGGGCGGCGCUCUGUUGGCUGGGGCCUCAAUUGGAGUUCCGUUGCCUCUUGAACCUCCCAGGCUGCAUGGGCUUUCCAUGGAGGCACGGGACGGUCGGAAGGAUGAGGGUGGGAACGUUGAGGGACGAAAGGAUGAGGGUCGAAAGAAGGGUCGGAAGGAUAAGGAGGGUCGGAAGGAUGAGGAGGGUCGGAAGGAUGAGGAGGGUCGGAAGGAUGAGGAGGGUCGGAAGGAUGAGGGUGGGAACGAUGAGGGACGAGAGGAUGAGGGUCGGAAGAAGGGUCGGAAGGAUAAGGAGGGUCGGAAGGAUGAGGAGGGUCGGAAGGAUGAGGAGGGUCGGAAGGAUGAGGAGGGUCGGAAGGAUGACUCACAUGGCACCUAUGAUGCCUUGCUGCUGCAGCAGACGCCAUCCCCUGUGCUGCUUGUUGCCACCAGGGAUGCACAAGACCCUGGUGUUUCACCUGAGUCUCUGUCGCAACCUGGCGAUCCACCUGAGGAUCAGAUGCGACCUGAAGAGCAACCAAGCUGUCAGGAGAUUCCAGCAAAAUUAGCAGCUGAGGGAAGGACUGAUGGUGUGGCAAAAGAAGGUGCUGCCACAUCAGCAGCACCUGAUUCGAUCACGCCUGCCACACAACUGAGCCCUACCCCACUUGCUGUGUCGUCUGUUUGUGUAGUUAGUGCCAUGUCAGCCGAGCCCGGCGAACCGUCCACGUCAGCGGAACCUGACAUGCCAUCCAUGUCAGCAGAUCCGGUCACUGUUGACAUGUCAGCAGAGCUGGUUGCUGCGUGCCUGGGAGCCAAUCGCGUGCUCCGAUCGCGGAAAGCAGCACCGGCAGCAGCAGCAGCAGCAGCAGGAGCAGCAGGAGCAGCAGGAGCAGCAGCAGGAGCAGGAGGGGGAGGAGGAGCAGGAGUGAAGAUGGUUGGAGGAGUGAAGUCAGAAGAAGGAACGAAGGCAGGAGGAGACGCAUUGAAGACACCACCACGACGAGGCGUGAAAGCAUCGCCACAAGGCGUGACUCGGUCACAUGGAGUGAAGGGGAAUCAAGGCCACGCCAGGUCACCAGCCCAAGGUAGAUCACGAGCCCAAGGUAGGUCACCAGUCCAGGCUAGGUCGCAAGGACGUAAUGGGGCGCAAGGCUUGAGGAAGGGGGGAGAAGGAAUGGGAGAGAAGAGUAGAUCGGGGAAGAGAAAGGCUGGGAAGGCUAGGGAGAGAGGGAGGAGUGGGAAGAGGAGGCGAAAGGAGGAGGAAAGUGAGGAGGAGAGUGAGGAGGAGGAUGAGGAGGAAGAUAGUGAGCAAGAGAUUGCGGAGGAAGGUGGAAGGGAAGCAGAGGAGGAGCACAAGGGAAGAAGGGCCAAAGGGUUGACGAAGGGGGUGGAUAGGGUGAAGGAGAAGGAAGUGGAGGGAAGGGAGAAGCGGGUGAGGAGAUGGGGUGGUGUCAGCAAGGAGACACGUGAUCGGGAGGAGGAGACAGAUAAUGAGAACAGCGAGAGGCACAAUGGUAGCAAAGAGGUUGCGGCAGAGGAAGGAUUGCGAGACGAGGGAUUGGGAGACGGGGAAUUGGUGGGGGCGGAGUAUUUGUGGAAAGAGGGUGGAGGGAGGCAGUACAGGAGGAGAAAGCACGGGCGGAGGUGA